Molecule: messenger RNA, 1239 nt
Organism: Zasmidium cellare ATCC 36951
Lineage: Eukaryota; Fungi; Ascomycota; Dothideomycetes; Mycosphaerellales; Mycosphaerellaceae
Exons: 2
Coding region: 1-1239 (412 amino acids)
Biological process (GO): protein polyubiquitination; protein monoubiquitination; proteasome-mediated ubiquitin-dependent protein catabolic process
Cellular component (GO): cytosol; nucleus; ubiquitin ligase complex
Molecular function (GO): cyclin binding; ubiquitin conjugating enzyme binding; ubiquitin protein ligase activity
Source: RefSeq, a predicted model, not a curated record
AUGACCAUCCAUCUGUACGCGGAGCAUCUCGUCAACAUCCGCACUCUAUCCCUACAAGCCUCGCUGUCUACGAUCUCCAGUCACCAGACCAAGGCGACACUCUCCGCAGAUGGCAACACACUGACGCUGUCUCAUGAAGGCGAGGUCGCGAGCAUCAAACUGCCUAUUCAAGUACCAGGCGGACACAAUGACGCUACGUUGACCAUACCUGCAGCGCCAACGAAAGACCUGAGCUUCCGCGUCUCGCUCCAGGAGAAGUCGGGUGCGGAUGGUCUGCUAACAAACGGCGCUCAUGAAGACACCCAUGUAAUUCCCUGGACAGCCACCGCCCUGACUCCAGAAACCGAAAUAGCUUGCAAGUCUUGCAAUGCGAUCAUCAUACGCCGCGGUCGGGUCAAAAUAUGGAAAGACUUGCCAUCGGAGAAUUGGGCUGAGAUGAUGGACUUUUGGCAUUGCCAUCGACCUCACGUGCCUCACGACCAUGGCAAAGAACCGCCGCAGAAGGGCUACUCUGCUGACAGCAGACUUGCUCUCAAGUCUGGAGUCGGCAUGGUGGAUCCUGUCGACUUUGUGUUGGCAGCUGAGGACUGCGAGAACAUCACGACAUCCACAUCCUAUGGUGAGGAUGAAGCUCUCCAAUGUUCGUCUUGUCAUCACCUCCUUGGUCAAAUGCACACCUCAAGCGGUGGUCACAAACUGCGCAAGGCGCAUCUAUCUCUAUCACGAAAAGCACAGUCGCCAUUCGUAUCUUACGGCGCCGAAAAGUGGCUUUCGUGCCAUUUGCUUUCUUCCAUCGACAGUCAAGGCGUUCGCAAAUUCACCAUAACAAGCACCAGUCCCGACGACACCGCGUUGAAAAUCUGGAUCUUCACUCCAGACAUCAACGUCUCCUCCUCGGAAGCCAAAGACGACGGACCCAUGCGCGCUAUCAAGAUCCUCUGGCUGGAGAGCACAGUCUCGCCCGAAGCAUCUGGCUCCCUCAAUCGACAAGCUCUGUCCGAAGGAGAGCUGGAACUUCCUCCUAGCGAAAUGGAGCUGCUGCGUAGAACUCUCCUUCAAAGCGCCAAGCUCCUCCCAGACAGCGCGAAGAAGUUCCAAUCUUGGAACGUCGCACUGUUGUCUCGCUUCAAGAGCGAUGAGGUCGAAUCGGUCUCGACUGCUGCUUCAAGUCCACCAGUCGUACUGGAAGAGGUUCCGGACUUUCAGAACAUGGAGAUCUUGUCGGCUCUCACAACAUGA